Messenger RNA from Gopherus flavomarginatus (Mexican gopher tortoise), 1527 nucleotides. Its product is annotated as butyrophilin subfamily 1 member A1-like. The record is from RefSeq and is a predicted model, not a curated record. Lineage: Eukaryota; Metazoa; Chordata; Testudines; Testudinidae. The coding region runs from base 124 to 1011 and encodes 295 amino acids. The transcript is spliced from 6 exons.
AACAUGUUUGUACUGUUCUUCCUCACUGAGAGGCUGAGUUACUGGGCGGACAUCUGACCAUUUAAGUUAUCAAGUGUUUACAGCUGCCAUUGUCCUUGGGCCUCAGAUCAAGUUACAGUGAGGAUGAAGGUUCUCUCAUCCUGUGCUACCUCCAUAGGCAGCUCUUCUCUGCUCGGUUUGAUCAUUUUCUUCAUUACUUUUCACAUUCACAAGCUGGAAUCAGCCCAGUUCAAAGUGAACGGUCCUGGUCACCCUGUAACUGCCAUUGUGGGUAAGGCUGUUGUGUUACCCUGUUACCUGUCCCCCAGGAUGAGCGCUGAGAACAUGGAGGUGAGAUGGUUCCGAUCUGAGUUCUCUUCAGUUGUUCACCACUAUCAUGAGUUCAGGGAUCAGUAUGGGCAGCAGAUAGCAGAAUACCAUGGAAGGACAGAGUUAUUGAAAGAUGGCAUCCUGGAUGGGAAUGUUUCCUUGCAGAUUCUUAAUAUCAGAAGCUCUGAUGAAGGACAAUACAACUGCUUUGUUCAAGAUGGUCUUUUUUAUGAAGAAUCUUUGUUGGAACUGAAGGUAGCAGGUUUGGGCUCCAAUCCUCUUAUCUCUGUGGAUAGUUAUCAGGAUGGAGGGAUCCGGGUGCUUUGUCAAUCAACUGGGUGGUAUCCAGAGCCAGAGGUACUGUGGAGAGAUCUCAAUGGGCAAGAAUUAUCAUCGCUCUCUGAAGCAAAAUCCCUGGGGGAUAAUGGCCUGUUUGAAACAGAAAAUGCCGUUGUUAUAAAAGAACAUUCAAACCAAAACUUGUCCUGUUGGAUCAGAAACACCUUUCUCAAUCAAGAAAAGGAAUCAACAAUUUAUAUAGCAGAUCACUUUUUCCCAAGACUGAAUCCCUGGAUGGUGGCUCUGUGUGUGAUCCUGAUGGAUUUGUUUGGUGUCAGUGGCCUCACUGUUUAUUUAUUGAAAAUUAAAAAAGAAUGGGAUAGAGAAAUUGGUAAGUCUCAUAUUCUUUCCUCCAACAAGUAAAUCUUUUGUACAACCUUGUCUCCUCAAGUUUAAUUAUUUAAUCUUUUGAAUAUUUAUCUCUAGUGUAGACACAAAAUUAGUAAAACGUGAAUGAAAUGUUUUCCAGGUUCUAGGAAUUGAAAUGAAAACACUCCUUUCAGUCUGCAUUAACUAAAAAUAUUCCAAAUUCAAUUUUAUAUAUUCUGUUUGCUUUAUUUAUGUGUGUUUAGGGGAAUAUCUUUUAAAAUAUUUAGUUCAAUUUUUCUCUUAAUUGAACAUCUCAUGUGAAGUACUUUGCUGCUAGUUCUUAGCCUGUUUGCCAGAAGCUGGGAAUAGGCAAGAGGGGAUGGAUCAUUUGAUGACCUGUUCUGUUCAUUCCCUCUGGGGCACCUGGCAUUGGCCACUGUUGGAAGACAGGAUGCUGGGCUAGAUGGACCUUUGGUCUGACUCAUUGUGGCCUUUCUUAUGUAAUCGUCUUAUUAUUAAUUAAUAAUAAUAAUAAUAAUAAACAGACAUCAACUUGAAAGUCAUAUGAAA